AUGAAUGUCUUUGCACGAUGGCGACCGCUUGCAGCCACCAAAGCUGAAGCUGAAGAAAUCGAUCGCCGGACGGAUUCCGACUCUCGCUCUUUGACUUCUGUGUCCAUCAAGCGUAAAGCAUCAGCUGCGGACCGUCCUUGGACGAGUCCAGCAGCAUUCCACACCAUCUUCGACCCGGACGAUGACAAUGACAAGUUAUACACCGAUGUCGUAGCACCUAGCGUCCCAAGAGUUUUACAAGGUGAAAAUUGCAGCUUCUUCGCAUAUGGACAUUCUGGCAGUGGCAAGACGCAUACAGUCAUCGGAUAUGACUUUCAAGAAAGUAAAAAUCUUGGACUAUGCCUCCGCGCAGCCAAACAGCUCUUCGACACAUUGAACAGUCAGAAGGGCUGCCAAGAACUGGGCAUCGGACUCAGUCUCUUCGAGUUGCGCAGGAAAACAGGUUUCGAUUUGCUCAAUAAUCGAACUCAAUGCUAUGUCAGGGAGGGUCCCGAUGGAAAAGUCCACAUUCGAGGGGACACCGAGUUGAUGGAAGGGGGCAAGGUUAGAGUCCGUCCUAUUGUCCAACAACCGUGCUGGAACUUUGAGUCUUUUCAACAGAAGCUCGUCAAAGCCCUUGAGCAGCGUGCUACGGGUUCUUCCAGCGUCCAUGAUCAAAGCUCUAGAACUCACGCAUUUCUGCAAUUGGAGAUUGUGAAUCAGUCUUUAAUGGACACGCGACAUGCAUUGUUUGAUCGACAGUCCGAACUGGUUCCUGUGGGUAAGCUUGCAACAGACGUCAUGAUGGAAGAGGAUUUAAAGAGCGUCAUUCGCGGACUAGACGGAGCAUGGGUACUUAAUCGCGAUUACCAGAAGGACCAAACACGUAUCGACACUAUCGAAGCAGAAAAAGCCAGGUGUGAGGCUCGAGUUUCAGCUGCAGAAGAAGAGAUCGAAGCUAUCAUCAAAUCGAGGUCCACCCCAUGUCUAGGAGCGAAGAUGGUGUUUGUGGAUCUCGCCGGCGCAGAGUACUACGAGGCGGACGGAUUUCGAUCGCAGGCAUCAAAGCAGACUCUACAGGAGCGUCAAGAAGGCCGGCAGAUCAACAGUGAUCUGCUGGCGCUGAAAGAGGUUAUGAGAGCUUGGUCACAAAGCCGGAAGAGAAUCCCUUUUCGAUCGUCGACUCUAACAAUGGUACUCCGAGAGCAUUUCAUGAGCACGGGUAAGGGAAACUCUACUAUCAUUGUUACCCUCUCACCCGCAGCGGAGCACUUUGCAGCGACGCUCAAUUCUCUCAAGUAUGCAAGUCUGGUUGGAGCCGUAAAGACCUGA
This is a messenger RNA of Didymosphaeria variabile, 1311 nucleotides long. RefSeq lists its product as uncharacterized. The record is from RefSeq and is a predicted model, not a curated record. The transcript has a single exon. The coding region runs from base 1 to 1311 and encodes 436 amino acids. Gene Ontology annotation, biological process: microtubule-based movement. Gene Ontology annotation, molecular function: microtubule motor activity; microtubule binding; ATP binding. NCBI's taxonomy places the organism in Eukaryota, Fungi, Ascomycota, Dothideomycetes, Pleosporales, Didymosphaeriaceae.